Messenger RNA from Bolinopsis microptera, 617 nucleotides. RefSeq lists its product as uncharacterized. The transcript has 4 exons. Lineage: Eukaryota; Metazoa; Ctenophora; Tentaculata; Lobata; Bolinopsidae. The coding region runs from base 36 to 497 and encodes 153 amino acids. The record is from RefSeq and is a predicted model, not a curated record.
UUAGGGUAAUCUAUGUGAGCAUUUGACACAGGAGAAUGUCGAAGCAGGCAUUUGGAAAGUUCAAAAGAAUAUUCAAGACUUAUGUACUCCCACUCUCUGCUAGUGUUGGGAUUAUUUAUGGAGUUGCCCAGCUUGUAGGAACUCCUUCUCAGAAUUACCGAAAAUUAGAGAUCACUAAAAGUGACCACAGUGAGAUGGACUAUUUCGACAAGGAAGUUUACAGAAUGAUCCAGGAGAUCAGUGUCGAGGGAAAGUCUGGUAUUAAGUAUUGGCAUCAAUUUGCUCAAGACCGGCAAGAUGCUGAGAAACUCAAACGAAAAAGGAUCCAAGAGCUAAUAAAAGAGGGUCGAGGAUCACAAGAGGAAGUGAUAGCAGAACUGGGGAAGAUUGACAACACAAUGAUUCAAGACAGUCUUGUCAUGUUGUCAAAGCCAGAGGACGAGGAUAAACCUGAAGACGAAAAGAAGAAAAAAAGUCACGAUGAAGAAAAGUCAUGACACUGGCGUAUUCUGGAGGAUAUUCCAUUACAACACUACAACGGCACAACGCUACAACACUACAACAGAUAAUAAGUAGCUUCAGUGGCCCAAUCUUGAACAAAUUAACUUAUUGAAUUU